Coregonus clupeaformis (lake whitefish) is the source of this 4405-nucleotide messenger RNA. It is a transcript of the gene ccdc9, whose product is annotated as coiled-coil domain containing 9. Bases 136 to 2529 code for a protein of 797 amino acids. The transcript has 17 exons. The record is from RefSeq and is a predicted model, not a curated record. Lineage: Eukaryota; Metazoa; Chordata; Actinopteri; Salmoniformes; Salmonidae.
GUCGUGGAGCUGGAUUUGAUACAUUGUAUUGAGCACACUGUCUGUAACCACAACUCGCUUUGAUAAAGGUUAUGUGCACUCACUAAAAGCUUAAGAAGGCUUUCUCACAAACGCAGCUGGACUCAUGAAGGAUUUAUGAAUUCACGUAGGCUACAACACCUUCGCCUGAUCUGGAAGAGUCAGGAUUCCAGCCCACCACCUGCGCAUAAGGACGGGCUAGAGGCCAUGUCUACAGUGGUGGAUCUCAAGACAAAGGAGGAGAAGGAUGCAGAGCUUGACAGACGGAUCGAGGCUCUGCGCAAGAAGAAUGAAGCUCUGGUCCGGAGGUACCAGGAAAUAGAAGAGGACAAAAAGAAGGCGGAACAGGAGGGGAUUGCCGUGAAGACGCACCCACCCAGGAAGAGCCGCCCUCACGAUGGCCCGCCAGAGGGAGACAGACGGAGGACAGAGAAAGAGAACUUCACUGUCACUGUAGACCUCUCCAAACCUGCAGGGGAGAAACGGGUGAUCAAUGACUGGAAACAAGGGCCACCCCGAGGAAGGAGGGACUCUGAGGAGGGAGACAGCCCCAGACCCCAAGGUGAAAGCCCCCCGCGGAUGUCCGGGCGGCUCAGCAGGGGUGGACAGAGAGGGGGAGGACAACGGCAGGAGAGGAGAGAGCAACGCCCUGACAGACCCCUAGCAGACCCACGCCAGGCCCAUGACAGACCACCACGAGAGGAGAGACCACCACGAGAGGAGAGGGGUCCAAGAGAGGAGAGGGGUCCAAGAGAGGAGAGGGGUCCAAGAGAGGAGAGGGGUCCAGGCAUGGAGGGGCCAGGAGAGGGCCCCGGCCGCAGUGAACGUGCCCCACGUGGAGGAAGGAGAGGAAGAGGAGGACGAGGAGGACGAGAAAGAGAAGAAGGAGGAGGACCACAGGGUGGUGACAGGAAGUCUAAGGAGUGGGAGGAGAAAAGGAGGCAGAACAUUGAGAAGAUGAACGAGGAGAUGGAGAAGAUUGCAGAGUAUGAAAGAGGACAAAUGCCUGCCGAGGGAGACAAGCCCAUCCGUAACUUCCUGGAUGACCCGCGGCGCUCCGGCCCAGUCCCGGACAUGGACCGCAAAGAGGGCAGCCGCCGACACGUCCGAAACUGGGGCGGAGUAGACUUUGACAACGUGAAGACGGGAUCUGAGCUGGAGAAGGAGUGGACAAGUCGGAGACCAGGAGGCCCUAAGGGCUCCAUGGAUAUGACCAUGUCUAUGACGGGCCGGGAGCGUGCCGAGUACCUCCGCUGGAAGAAGGAGCGUGAGGAGAUUGACGAGGAGCGUCUGGCCAGGCACAGGAACGCCACGGGCCAGUGGAGACGGGAAUGGGACGCCCAGAAGACUGACGGCUUGUUUAAGGAGGACCCAGCUGUGGCUGCAGAGGGCAUGCUGCCAGACCAGGGAGGCAGCAGGAGAGCCAGGGGGCGUGGUUCCCGCACACAGCCUCACGGCGGGGCCUCAGACGAGGUGAAGGGGCCUCCCAAGGCGCCCACGUUCGGAGACUUCCUGGGGCAGGGUAGAGGACCCAGGGAGGGGGGCAGUGGAGAGCGGGGGAGGGGACGAGGACAGAGACACAACUACAGCAUGCACGAUAACCGCUGGGAGGAGGAGGAGGAGAAGGAGGAGGAGGAGGAGGAGAAACACAAGAAGGAGGAGAAGACUCAGAAGGAGGAUCGGAAGACCAAAGCUCCCUCAUCACAAAAGAUGGAGGAGAAGAGUGGUGACGCAGAGGAAGAUGAGGAUGAGUGGGAGGAUGCCAGCGAUGGAGAGGACGAAGAUACGGACGGGGAGGACGACUCUGAGGGAGACGACUCGGAGGAGAAAGACGGACAGUCCCCGAAGAAGGCACCUCGCCCAGAAACCACAGCAGGGAAGUCCGCUGCCACCUCACCCCCUCCCUCCACUCCCCCCUCCGCAGCCAGUCCCAAAGAGCAGCGCACCCCGAGGCCCAAAGUCUACAUCCCCUCCCCACAGGAGGCUCAGGACUCCCCCGAUGGCCCCAAGCCCCUCAGCCCUUUCUCUCCCCUGGACGGCCACCAGGCGGUCACAGACUGGGGGGAGGAGAUGGAGAUGCAGUCCCCCCGGAGCAGUAUGGGGGAGAGCCCGCUGAAACCCACAAGCGCUGAGGGGAGCCCUGCACAGGUUAAGGUCAACUCCAGCCCCAGCCCAACCCCCAGUCCCAGCAAGCCAGCAGAGCCAGAGAAGGAGAGGGACACACGGACAGUUGUGGUCACUAAUGCUCCACCAGAGGAGACUCUGAUCCAGGAAAAAACUCCUGUAUCAUCGUCACCAUUAGAGCCUGUCUCUACCCCCACUGACCCCCCAGAGAAAGAGGAGACCACCACCACUCCACCAGCCCAGGAGACACCUGCUACCCCCACAGAGGAUGAGGAGGACCCUGCCGCCACUCCUGCCCCUGUCCUGGAGUCUGACCAGAGCCUGUCUGAGCCGGCCACUGUCCCAGAGACUGCCCCAGACACCUUGGAGCAGCCAUCUUCAGGCUGAGAGCUGCUCUGGGAAACUGACUUUUCAGUGCUAGUGGUUCACAGAUGAUGGGAUGAGGAGGGGAGAAAAUAAUGACAAGAAGGAAGGAAACCGGGCCUCGCGCACCAUGACUGGAGCAGCCAUCACAGACAACCUGGAGGCCUCCAAACCUCUCCCUCUCCUCAACAAUCAGACCACGUAUGUUCUGUACUGUUUGACUUGCAUAGAAUAGUGAUACUGCCGUUCAUCUGAGCCACUAGGGUAAAUGGCUUGGGUUUUAUGGCAGCCAAUUAGGAUGUUACUGUGAUGUCAAGUCAACAAAUCCCCAACUUGUUUUUACGUUUUGUGUUAUUGAUUUGUGUAUGAUUAACAAAUGAAACUAUUACAUUUCGCGAAAACUCACAAAUAUGAAAUUCUCUCACCUCACUUGUUCAACCUUAGCAUUUAAAAAAACAAAAACUCCACCUCUUCUUUUGGAAGGUCAAAGAGACUCUUAUGCCCUUUCAACAUGGCUAAAAAUUACAUAUUUGGCACGCUAACAGUUGAAAGAGCAUUCUCCUCCCUGAAUGUAGGCAGCUUAUUGACGACAGCUUAUCCACACUUGUUUUAAUUGCCCUUACUUUAAAGAUUCCCAAGACCCAAACACCCAAAACUGUCCUCCCCUGUUAGCCUGUAAAAACUGAAUUAAUGAUUGUGAAUGUUAUUGGACACUGUUUGUGUCCCAAAUGUCACUAUCUCUAUACAGUGCACUACUUUUGAGUCCUAAGGGCAAUGGUCAAUAUUAGUGCACAAUAGAGGCAAUAGGGUGCCAUUUGUGACACAAACCCUCUUUGUGUAGUUUGUAUGGAUAUGGUUUGGCCCCCUUUAUCCUUAACUCAAUACUUUUUAGUUGUAUUUUGUCAUGAAACUAAUUAUGUGAACAAAUUUAAGCCAUGGCAUUGAAAAAUGUACAUUCUGUUUCCUGAUAAUCAUGUAACAAAGUUGGUUUACAUUUGUGACCCCAAGAGGAGUAUAGUUAAAAUGUUAUUAGUUUCUUUUUAAGUGAGGUACAUUGUACUUAACCAAGCACAGGCAUCAUGUGACCCUGACAAUGUUUGUUAAUAACCAUGACCAUCCAAAGCUUUCCUUUUGCUUCUCAUUUGCGAUAGAUCGCUUGUGGCCUUUCUAGUUUUAAUCAAGGGGCAUCAGAACAUGUACCUCAACAGACCACGAUUUUGUUUAGAUUUUUAAGUCUUGUUGGCUUUUUUUAGCGUACUCUUGGUCAUGAACUCAAAAUCUGGCUCACCUAUAAUGAACAGGAGCACAGAUAUUAAACUAUGCUUAAAUUGUAUUUCUCAAAAAGGAAUGAAGAGGUGAAAUGAAUGGAUCAUGUCAAUAACUCUAGGAAAUGCAAUAUGUAGUUUAUAAUUUAAUAUUUUUAAUUGCAACUAAAAAUUCCAAUGUUUUGUGUGGAAAAAAGGCAUCAAUUUUUGUUCUUUGUGAUUUGCAUUCUAUAUCCUCAUUCUUUUCCGUUUCUGAUGACUUAGUGAUUGUAUUAUAAGCAUCGAAUUUUCCUAAACUUCUAUAAUAUCUUCGUUUGAAUAUAAAACUGCAUUAUUUGGGUUUAUUUUUGGAAUGGAGUGUAACUGGCCUAUCUAAACUAGCAUGAUCCUAAAUUCUAGACUUUUCCUGUUUAUCCGUUGAUUACCAUUCAUUCGUUUUUAUCCCAAGAUAUUGACCCUUUAAUCAAUCAAUCAGGAGAUUACAUUUGAUAGCUUUUUCUUUAAGUAUAAAAUUAUGAUUUGGCAGGAAACUCAUUGGUUCAUGCGCAACUGUCAAAUGUACAACAUGAAAUGUAUUCUGUUUAUUUUGCUUCUUAGUUUUCAUAUCAAAUAAAUGUAUGGUGGUCCGGUCUCAA